AUGCUCAAGAAACGGCAGCAACCCAAUGAUGACAAGAACAUUCAAGAGACCACGUCGUUAUCAGCCUCCAUUGAGGACUCCAAGAGUUCCUCAGGAAAUGUUACUGGCAAAAGGAAAUCUGAUGAGACUGAUGCAAACAAACAAACAAAGAAACGUGUUGCUGCAUCCAGAAUAACUGAAAUAUUUGAAAUUGAAACCAAGACAGAGGUGAAGAAGAUCAUGCAACGUGUCAAAAGCAAACUUGAUGAUCUGCCUUCUACAAAACUCAUUGACUUCCUCAGAGGUAAAAUCCAAACUUUGGAGAAAGACAAAAAAGAGAUAGUGGGUGUUUUUGGGAAGACUGGAGCUGGUAAGAGCUUCUUGAUUAACACCAUCUUGGGUGAGCAGAAACUGCUGCCCUCUGGAAACCAAGGGGCGUGCACCUCGGUCAUGAUUCAGGUGGAGACCAAUAUGACAGACUCGGACUCAAAAUACAUCGCAGAGAUUGAGUUCAUGACAGAGGAGGAAUGGAAAGAGGAGCUAUCGUCCAUCUUCAGAGACAGAUCUUAUGAGGAUGGAAAUGAUGAAGACCAGGAAAGGGAUGAUGAUGAUGAUGACGAUGAUGAAAAGAUAUCAGCUUUGUAUGGAAAAGAUGGACGUGGGGCAACCUUAGAAGAAUUAAUGGACAGAAUGCACUUCAGAGAAAUUCCAGAGUUUCGUUUAUCAGUGAAGAAAAUAUUUCUAUGUGACACAGCAGAAGAACUCUCUGAAAAGAUAACCUGUUACACACGGAGUGACACACAGAGUGAUACAUUUAAAAGACAGUAUUGGCCGCUUGUGAAGUGUAUAACCAUCAAGGUGCCAAACUCCAAAGACCUGCUGGAGCAUGUUGUGCUGGUUGAUCUUCCAGGCAAUGGAGACUGCAACAAGAGCAGAGAUGAGAUGUGGAAAUUGUUUGUUGGAAACUGCUCUGCUGUGUGGAUUGUAAGCGACAUUGCACGAGCAUGUUCAGAAAAGGAAUCAUGGGAGAUUUUAGACAGCACCGUUAGCCUCAUCGGGCCUGGUGGAGAAUGUCGAAGCAUCAGUUUCAUCUGCACCAAGACAGACGACAUUGAGGAAAAUCAAAAGGCAAAUGCACGUACCUCUAUUUUGCGCAGAAAUGAAACAACCAAGAGGCAAGUGAGGGACAAAUUCAACAAACAAAAAGAAGUCAAGAAACACUUCAGUGGGGGAAAGGAUUUCCUUCAGGUGUUUACUGUGAGUUCCAAGGAAUAUCAAAAGGAAAAGCAUUUGCAUCAAGAAGAGACAGAAAUACCCAAACUUCAGGAAUUUCUCAGAAAUCUCAAUGAUCGUAGUACAAAGACUUCAGAUUAUGUUUCUGGAGCCUAUGGGAUCCUCUCUCUGAUACAAGGAGCCAAAAGCAGUGACAUGACAGACAGCAAAGAAGAGGUGUACCAGGUUCUGGAACAGAGGCUCAAGGAUGAGAUCAAGUCCAUUGGUCAAACUAUGGAUGAGGCUUAUGAGACUUUUGAACGAUGCCUCUCAGAAGGAGUUCGACAGUCUGAAGAAUCAUGCGAGAAAUUAAUGAAUAAAGUGAUAGCACCAGGAGGGAAAAAAGGCAGUGGAUAUCAUAAAGUAGUGAAGUCUUUAUGCAAGAAUGGCGGUGUUUACAAACCAAAAGGGAAAAAGAAAAGCAGGGAAAUAAACCUUAAUGAGAGUUUAGCCUCAUGUAUGAGAAGUCUCAUUGAUGAAGAGUUUAAGACAUAUUUCCCAAACGAGGGCAAACGUGGCCCAAUCAGGGAGCAGAUUGAGAAUUCCUCCCUUGACACAAACAGCUUGGUUGGGGAGCACCAGGAAGUGUUACUUCAUCUGACAUUCCUCAAGGCAGAGGAAACUGAAUUGAAGGCAAAACUAAUCUGUGACCUCUGCGAGAAAAAGAAAAAGAUCUACUCCACUUUAACCGAGUCAAUCAAGGACUCCAUGCAUCGAUGCUAUAUAAGGGCAUCAGAGCAGACAGGAAAAGAUUCUCUGAAAAGGAUGAAAGAUGAGCUACAUCAUCACAUGAAGAAUAACAACAUUUUCCAGAAGGCUAAGAAAGAUAUGCUGGGUUGUUUAACCAACCUGAAGGAUCACAUCAUGAUGCAGCUGAAGUGUAAACUACAAGAAUCAAUGGAUCUCUCACUGAAGACCCCCAACAGCUCGUUCCUCCCAGAUGAUGUCACUGUGGAGUAUAACAAGAUGAAGAUGUGCUAUGAGAAACUGAUGGGUUGCUCUAGUACAGUACACUUCACUCCAAGACUGGAUUUACACACAAAAACUACCGUAUUUGAAUCACAGUCUGGGAAUGGUAGGAAGCGUGUGCAGGUGUCAACAGGUGUACCAAUGUUAACUCCUGAGAUUGUCAAAGAUCUUACAACACAUAACCACAAGCCUACGUAUAGGCUCCAAUGCCCCAAGGCAGGUCUUUUCCAGUGCAGUUCCACUGGACUGGUGUUUCUGAUGAAAGGGAAAGGAGAUGUGGUUUACAAGGUGACUCAAUGGGACAGCAGACUCCUGGGCUCCAGGAUACCAGCAGGACCCCUAUUCAGCAUUGACUGUCCUGAGCAGUCUGUACGCCAACUGCAUCUCCCACACUGUAUGUGUGAUGAGAAGGAUGACAAUUUGUCCGUGGCCCAUGUUACUGAUGACAACAUGGAGAUUGUUCAGCCACUCAAGACGACUGCUACACACGUCAUUGUAAACAUCACACACCUCUCCCUCUUUGGCCUCAUCAUAAAUUGGUUCUCCUUCCUCCCGGUCCGAAGCCAGGUGCUGCUGUUCCUCCGACCACAAGGGAACAGACCCCAGAAGAGCAUACUGAGUGUUAUGUUGUUGCCCAAGAAUGUGCCACUUUGUGAGGUGGAACAUCAACAGAAGGGGAGUACUUUCAUUAAAACCAGCUCCAACUGCACAUUGACUCCUAGAGGAAAAUAUGGUCUCUGCUGUGAGCUGGUGGCAAAUUCUACCAUACAGCCAAAAAGUGGGCAGUUUGACUAUGACUAUAGCCCAAACUUCCACCCCACAUUUCAGGUGUUUUUAGACUGCAUGUCGGGUGCAGAGAACAUCAGACUGAGUCUUUUAGACAGAGGAAGUAACGACCAAAGAGUGUGGGAGUGUCUAGUUCCAACAGGUUAG
Messenger RNA from Salvelinus fontinalis (brook trout), 3153 nucleotides. Its product is annotated as nuclear GTPase SLIP-GC-like. The record is from RefSeq and is a predicted model, not a curated record. NCBI's taxonomy places the organism in Eukaryota, Metazoa, Chordata, Actinopteri, Salmoniformes, Salmonidae. The transcript has 23 exons. Bases 1 to 3153 code for a protein of 1050 amino acids. Gene Ontology annotation, molecular function: GTPase activity.